This is a messenger RNA of Kluyveromyces lactis, 1050 nucleotides long. RefSeq names its product SCF ubiquitin ligase complex subunit HRT3 (gene HRT3). The transcript has a single exon. Gene Ontology annotation, cellular component: SCF ubiquitin ligase complex. NCBI's taxonomy places the organism in Eukaryota, Fungi, Ascomycota, Saccharomycetes, Saccharomycetales, Saccharomycetaceae. Gene Ontology annotation, biological process: SCF-dependent proteasomal ubiquitin-dependent protein catabolic process. Gene Ontology annotation, molecular function: protein binding. The record is from RefSeq and is a predicted model, not a curated record. The coding region runs from base 1 to 1050 and encodes 349 amino acids.
AUGGAGGAACCGAUUGAAGCUAUAGCACUAUGGGAGUUGGGCUAUUCGAAGGAAACUGCCGGUGCUAUGACCGACGCGAUCAAAUAUUACCGUAAAGCAUUAAGGAUGAAUCCGGACGUUGAGAAACUAUAUAGAAAGAAGAUGCAUGAUGAAUGGCGGUUAAAUGAAGAGAUGAAAAAGCUUAAGCUCAAUUCUAAUGUCAAUAUUGUUGAUGGUUCAUCGGAAACUGAUCCGGACGGCAGAAAAGAGGAAACUGAAGGACUUUCUCAAACUGAAGACCUUGUUGAACUUCCCUGCUGGAUUUUGGAUAUGCUCCCUGACGAUAUAUUAUCCAUGAUUAUAGACAUGGUUGUGUUAAGCUCAGCAGACUCGUGGAUGAACCUAUCUUUGACUUGUAAAAAGUUUAAUUUGCUAUGCUUCCACGAUUCCUCACCGUACCGGACUUUCGCGGAAUACAUCUAUAAGAAGCAAGUAUACAACGAAAAUGAGAUGAGGCUAAACGGUAUAUCAGAUAUACAAGCACUAGCAGAAACCGUAUGGGGUCAAAAUUAUAGAAAGAUGCUAAAGGAACGGCCGUAUAUCAAGUUCCAUGGAAUAUAUAUCAGUGUGGUGAAUUAUUUGAGGCACGGAUCGAUCCCGGAAGGAUCAUCUUCGCUGUUGAACCCAAUCCACAUGAUCACUUAUUACAGGUACUUCAGAUUCUAUCCAGAUGGAAGAUGCAUUAGAUUAUUGACUACUGACGAACCAAAUAUAGUGGUACCUGGUUUCUCUUUAGAAAGAUGUUCUGAAAGAAAAGACUCAGAUAUAUGUUCGUGGUCCCUGUCAUUAGACGACGGCCUUGAUCAGUUGACAAUCAAGAGGAAUAGAAGAAAAGAUGGGCUUGAAUUUAACGAGAUCUUGAAAAUCUCAAACAGAGGUCACAAGAAGUUCAGCAAGUUGAAAUGGAUUGCUUCUUCUGCAACGAGGCAAGACGGCACAACAAUGCAGUUCUCAUUGAGCAAAGAAAAACCAUUUCAUUUCUCGAAGGCGAAGUCAUACCGUGACUGCUAG